Styela clava is the source of this 2245-nucleotide messenger RNA. RefSeq lists its product as uncharacterized. Lineage: Eukaryota; Metazoa; Chordata; Ascidiacea; Stolidobranchia; Styelidae. Gene Ontology annotation, biological process: G protein-coupled receptor signaling pathway; cell surface receptor signaling pathway. The record is from RefSeq and is a predicted model, not a curated record. Gene Ontology annotation, molecular function: G protein-coupled receptor activity. Gene Ontology annotation, cellular component: membrane.
UAAAGAUCAUGGAGUAUCCUAUACGAUAUUCGGAUACGAUUGACAAGCAAGAUGUAUAUUCGGGAGAUGGUUCAGGCAUUCAAUUCAUUGACAAUACGACUGAUGCUUCCAAAAUUAUUUUUCAAGACGAAACGACUGCAAUGUCGAACAAUAUGAGCAUGCGUGAAAAUCAAUUUGCAACUACAAUAUUUGUAAAUGGAACUAUUCCGAAUAUAAUAUCGCCCUCGACGGGAUAUAAAUACGUUUUGUACAUCGGCGGUGGCCUGUCAAUUGUAUCUUGUUUGAUUGCUUUGUUUACGUAUGCAUCUUCAAGAAAAUUUCGUGUAAAGAGACCGCAUAUGAUCACAAUCAACCUAUGCAUUUCACUGAUAAUAUUUUAUAUCGGGAUCGUGAUGUCAGUAGCAAGCAUGGAUGUUUCUAACAUUUACAGCAUAAACCCUUCGAAGUCAUGUAUUGCAGCGGCUUCCUUAUUUCAAUUGGGAUUGUUAUUUGCAUGGACGUGGGCAACUGUGCAUUGGGCUUAUCUUACGUAUUCUGUUCACAAAAUAGCUGCUCCUCAUAUUUCACAUUUUGUCAUCAAAAUAACCUUACCUGCAUACGGUUUUCCCAUCAUUCUCACUGGAAGUAUUUUAGUCACAAAUUCAGCAUGGGAUAACGCUUAUAUUUCUGCACAAACGUGUUUUUUUAGACUCGGCCAACCACUGACUGCUGUCAUCAAUUUCUUGUACCUAGUGACAUGCUUUGCUAUAAUGGCAUCAUGCAUUGGGUAUUGCAUUGGCCGGCUUACUUGCAGAGACGACAAGAAUCAUGUUGCGUCUACUCGCCUAAGAAUCAAAGGAAGCGUCACUAGAUUGGCCGUCAUCACAACAGGCGUCAUCGCAAUUUCCAUUUUAGAAUUUAUUCGAUCUGGAGUCGUAGAAGCUUAUUCGGAUACCUGGUUUGAAGUUUUCAACGGAAUUGUACUUGGAGCAGCUGGAAUUAUCGUUUCUGUAGGAUUGACAUUGAGAAGCAAAGAAUUUCGUCUUUAUUUGGUGAAGCACAGUCAAUCAACUGUCAGUGUUCGGAGAAUUGUUAAUAACUUUAGUCGAAAAGGUCGGAAAUCCUCACAAAAAUCUCGUUCAAGAAAUCCAAGUUCAUCAUCGAUAAAAUCUUCCAAAGGUGUAAUGUGCGAUGUAGUGAGACCGCCUAAACCUGUCCCUCGUGAAAGUUUAAAAGGAACAGUUUCGAUAUCAUCAGCGCCAAAUAUUCAGCCUAGUUCUGUAAUUUCUCAACUUAAUUUGAAGAGCCAAUCAAAUGAAGCAAUUGUUGAUCAAAAUGAAAAUACUGACUCAUAUCAUGACGUAGGAAAUGUAAACGCUAACAACAUUGGCCCCGUGCCCCGUGAAACCAAAAAGUCUUCUGUGGAAAAAAGAAUGAAGGCAAUAUCGCGAAUAGGUAGCCUACGACAAAGAGUAAUGAGUGCCUCCUUUCGAAAUUCCACACAUCCGCAGGAUUCAAAUGAUACUCCGCCACCGUCCCCUAAGCCUCGAAUGCGACAACAAUUGCCACGUAGUAUGUGUAGGACUCAAGUUAUUCCAGAGAACUUGGUUGACCGAAUAUCAUUGACCAGUGUGGAUCUUGCAAGGCAAUCAUCGUUUUAAUGAUUGUGAGAUGAAGUGACUUUGCCAACAGCUUCGCGAGUGUUAUUUUUUAUUACAAUAUCAGAUAUAUAUCUGUUUGCAAAGUGGGGGCGCAUAUAAAGCGCUUUAAGAUAUACACUCCUCCAAACUCGACAGCGUUGGUAACACCAAAGGCUGUGGGUACACAUCUUAUCAGUCGAUUUGCACAUAUUGACAAUCAAAUUAUAUGAAAAUUCGUCAACAAUUUCCAUUAAGCACAAUAUUGGUGUAUUCCAAUUCAAACUCAACGAGUUUGUGGUGAUUUAUUACCACAGGUAGACUAUAAGUUUUGUUCCUUACUGAGGGAGUGCUUUUCACAUCAUUGGAGCAUGAACGGAUUUGAUGUUUACAUCUCGAUUAAAAAAUUCUGAUAGCUUUUAUCAGAUUUUUCACUUCUUACUUCGUGAAACCUUACUCGCGAGUACAACUGGAAAGUGUAACAACAACUUCGUUUUUAUGGAAGUUGCUACUAUAGUAGUGUUUUUCUAACAUGCGAACCAAUAUUUACUAUCUUCUUUGACGUAACAAUAAAUAUGACUCCAUUUCUUUUACAACGAUGUUUCUGAUGAUUGUUCGUGGGUUUGUUU